Molecule: messenger RNA, 2685 nt
Organism: Xenia sp. Carnegie-2017
Lineage: Eukaryota; Metazoa; Cnidaria; Anthozoa; Malacalcyonacea; Xeniidae
Product: vesicular glutamate transporter 2-like
Exons: 10
Coding region: 225-1805 (526 amino acids)
Biological process (GO): transmembrane transport; monoatomic anion transport
Molecular function (GO): transmembrane transporter activity
Source: RefSeq, a predicted model, not a curated record
UUGAUUUUCUCCCGAUGGCCUUAAUCUUUACGGGAGGCACAGACUUAUCGCAAACUCGACGUUGUAUACUGAGCAAUGUUUUUCACUGCUUUGACAAGUUGAAUGUUGCGUCAUUAAAGUGGAAAAUUUGAUGAAAAAAAGAAAUGUAUGCUAGUUAUUGACAGUUUGAGCAAUUCACAACAUGGCGAUUUAAAGGGAAGUGAAAUUGAUUCAAAGUUGAAAGCAUGAGCGACGAGGAGAAAGCCGACGAUUCUCACCAAGGAAAUAAAAAAAGCCCAAAUGAAAAUGAAGCAAUUGCUACUAAAGAUACAGACAAAACUACCCUCUCAGAAGAUGCUAACGCUACUCACGGAGAAUCGAAACACCAUCUCAAUCCGACAGAAAAUGUGUUGAAUGAAAAGAAAGCCAUGGAAAUGUCAUCUGAACAAAACGAAGGAGAAUCGAGAACUUCAAAGAGUCUGUUGUGUAACAGACUACCUAAACGUUACCUUUUACUGUUCUUGGUUUUUCUUGGUUUUGUCAACAUCUACGGACUUCGUGUAAACUUGAAUGUUGCAUUAGUUGCCAUGGUGAACAAUCGAACAGUGAUCAAAGCUGGUGUGCAGACAAGGAUGCCAGCCGAAUUUCACUGGGAUUCAAAAACACAAGGUAUCGUUUUGGGUUCGUUUUUUUAUGGUUAUUGGGCUUUGCAAAUCGCUGGAGCUUGGAUUGCAUUGAAACUUGGUGGAACACGGGUGUUCGGCUACGGAGUUCUGCUCGCUGCUCUUCUCGCACUAUUGACUCCUGUUGCCGCGAGGUAUCACGCGGGAGCAUUGAUUGGUGUGCGUGUUCUUCAAGGUCUUUUCCUGGGCGUUAGUUAUCCAUGUAACCACGCAAUCUGGAGUAAAUGGUCUCCAGUAUCUGAGCGCAGUACACUUGUGACAGCGGCAAUAGCUGGUGCUGCAGUUGGAAACAUCGUUGCCUUACCCGUGACAGGACUACUUUGUAAAUAUGGAUUUGAUGGUGGCUGGCCCACAGUUUUUUAUUUCUUUGGCACAAUGAGCAUCCUCUGGUAUUUGAUUUGGGAAUUUUUUUCGUAUGAGUCACCUUUGGUGCAUCCGACAAUCUCCGAAGACGAGCGGAAGUAUAUCAUAGAAAGCAUCGCAGAUGAAGAGAUUCAGAAUGAUUGUCCACCAUGGGGGAAGAUUCUAAGAUCCCCACCGGUAUGGGGGAUCAACAUUGGUCAUUUUGGAGCAUGCUGGGGGUAUUACACACUCUUCACGGAAAUGCCGACAUUUCUCAAGGACAUUUUACACUUUGAUAUUAAACACACGGGAUUUCUUGCUGCAUGCCCAUACUUGCUGAAAGCAGUGCUGGGACCUGUCGCUGGACUAUCCGCAGAUUUUCUAAUUAAAUACAAUGUCAUGCAGAUACGAACUGUUCGUGCAUUAUAUUAUGCUGUCGGGUGUGUUUUAGCCGGCAUAUUCAUCGUGGCAACAAGCUACGUGAGCCAGCGAUACUUGUGUGUCUUAUUCCUUGUCCUCGGAGUCGGUUUCUCUGGUAUAAACGCCACGGGUUAUGCUGUCAACCACUUAGAUAUCGCUCCUCGUUAUGCAGGACUGUUGAUGGGUCUUUCAAACACUUUUGGCUCGUUGCCUGGUUUCCUAAGUCCGAUGCUAACGGGAUAUAUUGCACAUUCAAAGGAUCCUGAGCAAUGGAAGAUCGUGUUUUGGAUCACACUUAUUAUCUAUCUCGUUGCGUCGAUCUUUUUCGCCUUUCUAGUGUCCGGUGACAAGCAGCCAUGGGCUGACAAGAAAAUCACUUGACGUCUGACUCAUAUCGUCCAAUACUACAUGUCUCGUUGGCACAGUGACAUUUGACUUAUCAAAACAAUUUGAGCAAAUGCAACAGUUCCAACAACUUCACCAUAAGAGAUUUGUGACCGUUGAAACGGAGUUUUUAUUUUGGUGUAUUAACAAGGAAGGUACUUCAUUACUUUAGUGUGGUCCUUUGACGUUCGGUUUGUAACAGUGCAGUCAACUCUUUUAAAAAUCCUUUAUUAUAUAAGUGAAUUACAAACACAGUGUUUUAUAAAAAACGUCCAAUCAUGCAAAUUCAUAUUUUAAACCGAAAUGAAAUCGUCUACAUUCAAGAUAACUAGUAUUUUAAACAAGUGAGCAAAUGGAAAUUUUGUAGAGCGUAAACACUCAGGGCUUGUAGAAAAAUCAUCUUGGAAAUUGAAUGAAAGACGUUUGGCAUUUUAACAACUAUUGCAUGUUUGCAUUCUCUCGGGAAAAGAAGGAGUCUGCACCAUUUUACGAGAGGAAAAUUUUUCAAAACCACGAGGUUAACAUUUUUAUGUUAGGCAACAAAGUUAUAAAGUAAUGAAAAUAUAAGUACUACAGAAUAUUAUAUAAUAAUAACUAUAUUCUUACCAAGAACAUCGUAUUAUCUGGAUGACUUAGAGAGCGAAACUGUUCAACGAGUUUUGGCAGUUUUGCUUUUUGUAGUAGAGCUUCGCUGGCGUGUUCUGUUGAAGAAGUUUUCUUAUCAAAAAUGUCUUUGCUUCAAGCUCCAUUCGCUUCGUUAUCAAUUAAAGCUGCCCUUUUAUUCAUAAAUGUUCAUCUACAUCAAUUUGAAUAUGGCGAAAAACUUAAAUAAUAUAAAAUAAAAUCACGGAUAAAAUAGACGAUAAAAUGAAUUGGC